AUGAUUCUUCUUCUUCUUCUUACGCCUUUGUACCGCUUGAGCGGCGUCGGCGCCCCAAGUCGAUUAGCCGAGGUCCUAUCCUGAUAUCAGUGGACUGGCUCCAGUGACAUAUCCGUCCUUGUAUGAGACUGCUGGGGGUUUUGAAGUCUUGGUUUCCCACUACCAACAUUUCUCAAACCCCUUGGUUGGGUCGGGGCGGAGAUCGAACUUGUGACCCUGUGGACCGUAGACAGGCUCACAACCUGUUGCGCUACGGCGCGCCCAACAAAAUUAUUCUUCUUUUAAAUUAAUCUUUUAGCAAUGUUUUACAGAAAGUGCUGAACUGUCUUCAAAGUCGACCAGUUCGCCGGUCCCAGCAGAAGCAGCUGAAACGAAGGCUUGCAACGCUUUCAAGAGCUUCACGGCCGGAGAAGGUGAGCGUAUUUGGAAUUGGUCAAAUUUUCGUUUAGGGAUUUUUUUUAGAAAGCUUCACCGCAAAAGCACAUAAAUGCUAGAAGAAUCAAAAAUUUUUGAUACGUCGUUAAGCGUUCAUAAAACUUUCGAAAAUCAAAAAUUAAAAAGAUAUUGAUGUCUGACAAAUUCAGCCGAUGCGAUUUUUGUCAAUCACUUUUUAGUACAUCUUCUUUUUUUUCUGAUUUCAAAACCUGAUUUCUCAUUCAACUUCAUUUUCAGGCGCUGAAGUCAAAGAUGUUUCUGAAGAGUGA
This is a messenger RNA of Caenorhabditis auriculariae, 704 nucleotides long. The record is from the annotation of a GenBank genome assembly. NCBI's taxonomy places the organism in Eukaryota, Metazoa, Nematoda, Chromadorea, Rhabditida, Rhabditidae.